GUUAGAAUGGACUUGUUUGUUUACUGUUAACAUGGAGGUCGAAUCAGAUAGAUUGAUUUCCUUAGUUUUCUUGAGAAGAGCGUUGUGGGACAAAACAUCGAAGCAGUACCGAGACAGGUUGUGUGUUAACAGUCUUUGGCAUCAAGUUGCAGCCGAAUUGGGAGUAAAUACAACGUCAGAUGCUGUAAAAAAGAAGUGGAAAAAUCUACGAGACGCAUUCGGGAAAGAGUUGCGGAAGUUCCCGGUAGCAAAAUCCGAGGAAGGAGACCCAUUGAACAUUGAAAAAUACACCACUUGGCCCCACUUCGAGUCGAUGUUGUUUCUCAAAGAUCAGAUGAAACCCCGAAAAUAUGGCGGAAAUCUUUCGGCUAGAGGAGCCGAGGAUGAUUCGGAAGAUGUCGCAGUCGAGUCUGAGGAAUCAAACGGAAAUGAUUAUUCGAAUGUAUUCGAGAUAAAUUACUUGGAGGAACCUCCAUUCAUUUCCUCCACACAAUCUCAAACUAGUUCUCAACAGUCAAACAGAUCUGUAAAGCGGAGUAGCAUUCAGCAGCUGGUUGAAAUUGAGGCCAAGAAAAUGCUGCUCGAACAAAAGGUGAAUAAGUCUACCGCUGAUGACGAUGAAGAUGAAGCAUUUUUUAAAAGUCUGCUCCCACAUGUGCGUAAAUUAAUGCCGGAAGAAAAGCUAGAGUUUCGCAUGGACGUGCAAAGUCUCGUUCAGAACUAUGUCUACAAGAGAAAAAAGGAUUGCUAAAUAGUCCGAAUACACGCAACAAUUCAUUGAAAUAAUUUAUUUGACUGUGUACAAAAUAAUAAUAAAACCAUGAUGAACCAUUUUUUAAAUACAUGAACCUGAAACAUAUUUUAUUCGUUCAUUUUUUUUAUAUUUUUUGCUUAAACAGGAUUGAAUAUAUUCGAGAAAGUCAAGAAACUCUUGGGGAACUAAGCGUAAGUGAUUAUAGAUUGAA
Toxorhynchites rutilus septentrionalis is the source of this 965-nucleotide messenger RNA. Its product is annotated as transcription factor Adf-1-like. The coding region runs from base 32 to 751 and encodes 239 amino acids. Lineage: Eukaryota; Metazoa; Arthropoda; Insecta; Diptera; Culicidae. The record is from RefSeq and is a predicted model, not a curated record. Gene Ontology annotation, cellular component: transcription regulator complex; nucleus. Gene Ontology annotation, molecular function: DNA binding. Gene Ontology annotation, biological process: regulation of transcription by RNA polymerase II. The transcript has 2 exons.